CCCUCAUCUCCCCCGACGCUCUUUACCUAUCUUACCUGCGGCAAUGGACUACGACCGCAAGAGCACCGUCUCGUCGUUCUACGGCGGACGCAGGACGUCGGUUGACGCUCUCAACAACGACUUCCCUCCACCCGGCCCUCCUGGCGGACGCACUCGCGCCGACUCAGCCUCCUCUUUCUAUGGCGCAAACAGGGCAUCAAGAGCAGACCCUUUCGAUGCUGGAACACCCUCUGCGGGAUACAAUAGGGCUUCGUACUUCGAUGGCGGCCGGACAGCGCCCGUGAAGCCCGGCGUGGACGAGGAGUCUCAGGCGGCGGCGGACCCCGCAUGGGAUGUCUACGCUGACUUCAACAACGCCGGUCCACGGUAUUCCACUGCAUUUGGUAUGGGUGACGAUGGCUACCGCCAAGUGCCCUCUCCCACACCAUACAGCCCUGGUGGUGCCGCACAAGGGCAAUACUCCACAUCUGCACUCCGCGGCGAGGAACCUGCGACCCAGGGUAACGUAGAGAUGGUGACCGUACCAGCUCUCGGGCCCGAGUGGAAGGCGGAGGAGAUGCGAGGCAUGUCCAAAAAGGCCAAACGGGAGGAGAAGAUAGAGAAUGCGGCUGUCAAGUGGAAGGAGUGGAAGCGCGGUCAGCGCGGCCUUUGCGGCAAGUACUUCACCAGGAAGUUCACGGCUUGGUUUGUCUUCUUUUUGGUCGCCGCCAUCGCCCUCGUGCUGGUGUUCACCAUACCUCGAGUGCCAGGCUUCAGUGUGAACUCUGCGGAUCCGCUCAUAGCCGCGGAGGCACCAUUCAACACUACUGUUGUUACCGACUUCUCGCGCGCCCCAACCAACUUCAGUUUCCCUGGAGAAAUGAAGCUGCAAGCGGACACUGGCGGCAACUUCCUCCCCCUGACGUUUAACAACAUCCACGGCUCAGUAUUCGAUCUGCAGACGAAGCGGCAGGUUGCUUCCGGAGAUACCGGCAAACUCACCGUGCCUGCGAAGGAGUUCCCCAUCAUCACACUUCCUCUGAACUUCACGUAUACUGCGACAAACGACUCCGAUCAAACAUGGGUGAACUGGUAUAACGGUUGCAAGAACGCAGCACUCUACGCCGAUGGCAAGCGACCAGCCGUUCAAUUCCGUCUCAUCAUCGACAUGUCUAUUGCCGGCCUUAUUGGAAAGAAGAGCACUUCCACGGACGUCACGGAUGCGGCAUGUCCGAUCGAGCUCCCGCAGAACUCGGUUUGAACACUUCGAUCCUUCCUCCUUCGUUUUCGCUUUCUUUAUUUACCUUGGAUUUUCUGAUCGGACUGCCAGACGGACAUGUGCAUCCAUAGUUAUCUCAUCAUCUGCAUGCUCCUCGAUGUCCCUCAAUUUGCUAGUAGCGUAUGCCAUCGUAUUCU
Trametes versicolor FP-101664 SS1 is the source of this 1395-nucleotide messenger RNA. RefSeq lists its product as uncharacterized. NCBI's taxonomy places the organism in Eukaryota, Fungi, Basidiomycota, Agaricomycetes, Polyporales, Polyporaceae. The record is from RefSeq and is a predicted model, not a curated record. Bases 44 to 1240 code for a protein of 398 amino acids. The transcript has 6 exons.